This is a messenger RNA of Staurois parvus, 668 nucleotides long. NCBI's taxonomy places the organism in Eukaryota, Metazoa, Chordata, Amphibia, Anura, Ranidae. The record is from the annotation of a GenBank genome assembly.
AUGUGUGAUAAACCAGUGCUUCACUACUUCAAUGGAAGGGGGAAAAUGGAAUCUAUCCGCUGGGCAUUUGCUGCAGCUGGUGUCGAGUUUGAAGAGAAGCUCUAUGACACAAAGGAGGAAUAUGAGAAAUUGCUUAAGAGUGGAGAUUUGUUGUAUCAGCAAGUUCCAAUGGUGGAAAUGGAUGGUUUUAAAACUAGUACAAUCAAAAGCCAUCCUGAGCUACAUAGCUGGAAAAUACAACCUAUAUGGAAAGGACCUAAAAGAGAGACUAUUCAUUGAUAUGUACACUGAAGGAAUACACAGACCUCAUGGGGAUUGAUUAUACCAUCAUUCUUUAUGGCUGAAGUUGAACAGAAGAAACAAAGGGAUCUUGUUAAACAAAGAUCUUUAUGAACAGAUAUUUUCCAGUUUAUGAAAAGGCUUUGGAAAACCAGGAAUAUUUAGUUGGAAGACAAUUUAGUAUAGCUGAUGUGCAGCUCCUGGAAGUCAGUUUAGCAGUCGAAGAGCUACAUGCUGAUAUCCUGCAGAACUUCCCUAAUUUACAGGCUUUCAAAGCAAGAAUAUCUUCAAUCCCAACAAUUGAGAAAUUUUUGGCACCAGGAAGUAAAAGAAAGCCUAUUGCUGAUGCAACAUAUGUAAACACUGUAAAGAAAAUUCUUUUCAUCUGA